This is a messenger RNA of Gambusia affinis (western mosquitofish), 684 nucleotides long. RefSeq names its product MORN repeat-containing protein 4-like. The record is from RefSeq and is a predicted model, not a curated record. The coding region runs from base 102 to 539 and encodes 145 amino acids. The transcript is spliced from 5 exons. Lineage: Eukaryota; Metazoa; Chordata; Actinopteri; Cyprinodontiformes; Poeciliidae.
ACGGCUUAAUAGUCGCAGAGUGGAGCAGAUGAAGUGCCGCGUUGUUUUCAGAGAUGUAGAGAGAAGGAACUGAAUGUCUCUUUAAUUAACCAGAGGGACCCAUGACCCUGACACGAGGAUCCUUCACCUAUUCCAACGGAGAGGAGUACCAUGGAGAGUGGAAAGAAGGUCUGCGUCACGGCCUGGGUCAGCUGAUCUUCAGCGACGGGACGUGUUUCACCGGACAGUUUGAGAACGGCCUGUUCAACGGCUGUGGCGUUCUGGUGUUUCCUGAUGGCUCCAGGUAUGAAGGUGAAUUUGUGCAGGGGAAGUUCCAGGGAGCCGGUGUUUUCACGCGCUUCGACGGGAUGAAGUUUGAGGGCGAAUUUAAAGGCGGAUGUGUUGACGGCCACGGCCUGCUGACCUUCGUGGACGGCGGACGAGGCGUCAGCCACGAGGGCCUGUUUGAAACCAACCAGCUGAAGAGAAGAGAGAGCAGCCAUGCAGCUGUUCAGAGAGCGCAGGCAGCGUCGGCCAAAGCCAGAGCUCUGGCCUCGUGACGUGGACCGGACGACCCACACCGAGCCCUGGUACCGGGGUCAUCCUCCUCCCGUCAGUCUGACCUCCUCAAUACGUUUCUAAUGCUCCUUUGUUUCAUCGUGUCCAGCUUCUGCAAACGAUUCUGGGAUAAAAUGUCCAACUUUA